Messenger RNA from Nerophis lumbriciformis (worm pipefish), 1785 nucleotides. Its product is annotated as calcium-binding protein 2-like. Gene Ontology annotation, cellular component: cytoplasm. NCBI's taxonomy places the organism in Eukaryota, Metazoa, Chordata, Actinopteri, Syngnathiformes, Syngnathidae. Gene Ontology annotation, molecular function: calcium ion binding; calcium channel regulator activity. The record is from RefSeq and is a predicted model, not a curated record.
GAGACGCACACACACACACACACACCGUGUUUAUCAUCCCAGUCCAGAACGGAAGAAAUGAAGUCUUUUGGUGCCUGGUGAGGAAGUUUUAGUUCCGAGAAUUGUCCUUGCAUUCCAGCACGAUGUCUGCGAAAAGUGCAAAGUCUGGAGCUGAAAGCCGACCGUGCUCUGCAGCCAGCAUGCCUCCUCGAGGGGGGAGGGGUCCGCCAGCUGGAAGACCCCCGACCGCCGGCAGAUUUAAAAACAAGGCUCUUCAGCUCAGCCUCUCCAAGAAAUUCUGCUCCAAGUCUCCUGCCACUCCGAAAAAGGCCGGCGGUGGCGGUGAGGAGACCUGCCGGCGCAGUAAAAGGAGCCUCAGCAACAGUUCCGCUGUGGCUGCCGCCUACGUUGCCUACCUCAAUAAACUCUUUGGACAGGAGAGAGAGCUGAUGCCACUGGAGUUAGACGAGCUGCGAGAGGCCUUCAAGGAGUUUGAUUACGAUGCGGAUGGCUUUAUCCAUUACAAAGACAUUGCCGACUGCAUGAGGACCAUGGGCUACAUGCCUACGGAGAUGGAACUCAUCGAAAUCAUCCAGCAAAUCAAGAUGAGAUGGGGGGGCCAUGUCGACUUCGAUGACUUCUGUGAGUUGAUGGGCCCCAGGAUGCUCGCUGAGACCGCACACAUGGUCGGCCUCAAGGAGCUCCGUUGUGCCUUCAAACAGUUUGACUGCGACGGCGAUGGCAAGAUCACGCUGGAGGAGCUGAAGGACGGCAUGAAGAGCCUCCUGGGUGAGAAGCUGAAGAAGGGAGAGCUGGAGGAGAUCCUGGCCGACAUCGACCUCAACAAGGACGGCAACAUCGACUUUGAUGAGUUUGUGAUGAUGCUGUCUGCUCGCUGACAUGAGGACCACACACAGCUCCUGUCCUGCAGUCUGCCUGCUGUGUAUUCUACUUAGUGAUCACGCAUGGAAGGAAGGAGGGACAAUGGAUUGUAUUUUCAAAAUAAAAUGUGGGUAUUCUACUUAGCGAUCACGCAUGGAAGGAGGGACAAUGGAUUGUAUUUUCAAAAUAAAAUGUGUGUAUUCUACUUAGUGAUCACGCAUGGAAGGAAGGAGGGACAAUGGAUUGUAUUUUCAAAAUAAAAUGUGUCUAUUCUACUUAGUGAUCACGCAUGGAAGGAAGGAGGGACAAUGGAUUGUAUUUUCAAAAUAAAAUGUGGGUAUUCUACUUAGCGAUCACGCAUGGAAGGAGGGACAAUGGAUUGUAUUUUCAAAAUAAAAUGUGUGUAUUCUACUUAGUGAUCACGCAUGGAAGGAAGGAGGGACAAUGGAUUGUAUUUUCAAAAUAAAAUGUGUCUAUUCUACUUAGUGAUCACGCAUGGAAGGAAGGAGGGACAAUGGAUUGUAUUUUCAAAAUAAAAUGUGGGUAUUCUACUUAGUGAGCACGCAUGGAAGGAAGGAGGGACAAUGGAUUGUAUUUUCAAAAUAAAAUGUGUGUAUUCUACUUAGUGAGCACGCAUGGAAGGAAGGAGGGACAAUGGAUUGUAUUUUCAAAAUAAAAUGUGUCUAUUCUACUUAGUGAUCACGCAUGGAAGGAAGGAGGGACAAUGGAUUGUAUUUUCAAAAUAAAAUGUGUGUAUUCUACUUAGUGAUCACGCAUGGAUGGAAGGAGGGACAAUGGAUUGUAUUUUCAAAAUAAAAUGCUGUAGUCUGUGCAAAGGGCGAGUUAUGAAACGUUUGAUUGAAAGAAGCAAAGAUGCUGCAAUGUCGCCCCCUUGUGGCUGCAGACGCCACACACACACACACA